AUGUCUCAAAUGGACAUUUCUACGAGAACGGACGAAGGAGUAUGGAGAAGCAAGCCGUCGUUUAUGACGUGGAGAGCGCGCGACGUCGUGUACGUUUUAAGACACCAUUGGAUACCGUGUCUGUUCGCGGCCGGAUUCUUGUUCGUCGUAAGCGUGGAGUCCUCGAUCAAGAUGGUUUCCGACAGUUCUCCGCCGCUCGAUAUUGGGUUUGUGGCCACGCGGUCUCUGCAUCGUCUCUUGGCUUCUUCACCGGAUCUGAACACCGGUUUGGCCGCUUUAAACUCGGUGUUAGGAGUGAUGCAAGUAUCGUAUAUUGCAUUGACAUGGUUAAUAGAAGGACGGCCACGAGCCACCAUCACUGCUUUAUUCCUCUUCACUUGUCGUGGUGUUCUCGGUUACUGUACUCAGCUUCCUCUUUCAAAGGAGUAUCUAGGAUCAGCAAUCGAUUUCCCGCUAGGAAACCUCUCGUUCUUCUAUUUCUUCUCUGGUCACGUGGCAGGCACGACCAUCGCAUCUUUGGACAUGAGGAGAAUGCAGAGGUGGAGACUUGCUAUGGUUUUUGAUAUCCUUAAUGUGUUACAGUCGAUCAGACUCCUCGCAACCAGAGGACACUAUACGAUCGAUCUCGCAGGUGGAGUUGCUGCCGCAAUUCUCUUUGAUUCAUUGGCUGGCAAGUACGAAGCGAAUACUAGGAAGAGACAAUUGUAG
Eruca vesicaria subsp. sativa (arugula) is the source of this 708-nucleotide messenger RNA. The record is from the annotation of a GenBank genome assembly. NCBI's taxonomy places the organism in Eukaryota, Viridiplantae, Streptophyta, Magnoliopsida, Brassicales, Brassicaceae.